Colletotrichum graminicola M1.001 is the source of this 1473-nucleotide messenger RNA. RefSeq lists its product as uncharacterized. Lineage: Eukaryota; Fungi; Ascomycota; Sordariomycetes; Glomerellales; Glomerellaceae. Bases 1 to 1473 code for a protein of 490 amino acids. The record is from RefSeq and is a predicted model, not a curated record. Gene Ontology annotation, molecular function: NADP binding; N,N-dimethylaniline monooxygenase activity; flavin adenine dinucleotide binding. The transcript has 5 exons.
AUGGCAUCGCAAAGCAAGCGCGUCGCCAUCAUUGGCGCAGGCCCCAGCGGUCUCGUGGCGAUCAAGGAAUGCCUCGCCGCUGGGCUGACGGUGCAGUGCUUCGAGCGGGCCCACGCCCUGGGCGGCCAGUGGCUCUAUGAACCGGCGCCGACGGCGGAAACCCACUCGUCCGUCUACGCCGGGGUCAUUCUUAACAGCUCGCGCGCCAUCUCGGGUUUCAGCGACUUCCCCAUCGACCCGGCGCGGUACCCGGUACACUACUCUCACAGGCUGCAUCUGAGGUACCUGAACGAGUACGCGGCGCACUUCGGCCUGGCGAAGCAUGUUCGGUUCAACACUUUGGUAGUCGGGUGUGUACAGCGCCCCGACGGCGGGUGGGAGGUCAGAGUGCGCAGCGACAACUCGGAAGACGGUGACGGGGAGGAGGUCCUGACGUUCGACGCAGUCGUGUCCGGGAACGGGGCCUCGGGCAAGCCCCUCGUUCCUGAGUACGAAGGGAGGGAGCGGUUCAAGGGCGAGGUGCUGCACAGUCACUAUUACCGCAUCCCGAGCGCCUUUGAGGGAAAGAAGGUCGUGGUCGUCGGGCUUGGGCCGUCCGCCGUCGACAUCGCGUGCGAAGUCGCACCCCUGGCCAAAGAGCUCACCAUCAUCAACCGCCGCGGGGGGUGGAUCCUCCCCCGGUCCCUACUCGGGAAGCCGCCCGAGGCAUGGAAUAGCCGCGUCAGUCAGUGGCUUCCAGCAAGCGUGCAGGAGUGUUUCUUCCAGCUGAUCGUAGGACUCGCCGGCGGCAAGUUGCCGGCAGAGCUCCAACCGGACCAUGGUAUCACCAGCCAGGCCGUCACCAUCAGGAGUGACUUUGUGGAGAAGCUGCGGACGGGCGUGCUCUCGUUCCGCCGGUCGACGAUCGCGUCCUUCACCGAGACGGGCGUCCUCCUUGCGGACGGGACCGCCGUCGAGGCCGACGCGCUAGGCACGGGGUAUCGCAUCGUCGACCAGCCGCCCCUGCCGCCUGACGUGCUGGCGAGCGAGGACAUGCCGGCGCCUCACGUGGACCUGUACAAGAUGGUCGUCUCGCCGCGCUGCAGGGGCCUCUACGUUCUGGGGCAGACCGAGCAGGCCGGGCCCGCCAACGGGGUCGCCGAGGCGCAGGCGCGGUUCGUCGCGGCCGUCAUCGCGGGCAGGGUGCGGCUCCCGGGCGAGGAGGAGAUGAUGCGCGACGUCCGCGCCUUCCGGCGCUGGCAGCUGGCGCACUUGGUCGACUCGGAGCGGCACGCCGUGUGGGUCGAGUACGUGCCCUACGUCGACGGCCUGCUGGCGCCGCUCGGGGCCGUCCCGUCGUGCUGGAAGCUCCUCGGCCGGGUUUGGAGGCUCUUCGGCGAGGGGAGCGCGGCCGAGUUGGCCGAGGAGACGGUCCUCAGAACCGACGCGGAUGCCGAGGAGUUGAGCGAGGGAGAGAAGGCCGUCUUCCUCUGA